Symbiodinium natans is the source of this 6804-nucleotide messenger RNA. NCBI's taxonomy places the organism in Eukaryota, Dinophyceae, Suessiales, Symbiodiniaceae. The record is from the annotation of a GenBank genome assembly.
AUGGAGGACGAAGCUGCCCGAACUGUGGCUCGUGCGUUGGAGUCUCAUGCAUCGUCGCUGGCAAAUCCUGACGUCGCCACAGUUGGGCGGGCUUUGGCAUCGCAAGCGUUUGCAACAGCCCCUCAUGCUGGGGUCGCUUCCGCUGUGAAGGACCCACCAGAGGAGUCGCAGCGGGUUGGCAAGGAGAGCGCGCCAGCCGAUACAGAUGACGCCUGGGACCUCGCAGCUGCGGGCGCUCUCGCGCAGCACGCGUUCCGGGGAAGCAUGGAGGACGAAGCUGCCCGAACUGUGGCUCGUGCGUUGGAGUCUCAUGCAUCGUCGCUGGCAAAUCCUGACGUCGCCACAGUUGGGCGGGCUUUGGCAUCGCAAGCGUUUGCAACAGCCCCUCAUGCUGGGGUCGCUUCCGCUGUGAAGGACCCACCAGAGGAGUCGCAGCGGGUUGGCAAGGAGAGCGCGCCAGCCGAUACAGAUGACGCCUGGGACAUGGCAGAGGUUGGAAGUGUUUUGGCAUCCCAAUCCUUUGACGACACUGGUGCAGCGUCACAUUCGGUGCCAUCUCCGGACACACUGGAGGCAUCUGGGUUCGGCCAGGGAGGAGCAGCCAGCAAAGGCCAGUGCAGCCAGCCUGGAGUGGGUGGCCAGGGUGAGAUCAACGAGACGUCAGCUGUUCGGACUGCUGGGGGCGAGCCUCCCGGUGACCUCCCUCGCUUGCCGGAAGCAUGUCCAAGUCAAGGCGAACUGGAAGGAGGCCGUGCCCAGCCCAGUCAGCCACGCCAGCCACCAGCAGGCCAGCGCAGCCAGCCUGGAGUGGGUGGCCAGGGUGAGAUCAACGAGACCUCAGCUGUUCGGAAUGCUGGGGGCGAGCCUCCCAGUGACCUCCCUCGCUUGCCGGAAGCAUGUCCAAGUCAAGGCGAGCUGGAAGGAGGCCGUGCCCAGCCCAGUCAGCCACGCCAGCCACCAGCAGGCCAGCGCAGCCAGCCUGGAGUGGGUGGCCAGGGUGAGAUCAACGAGACUUCAGCUGUUCGGACUGCUGGGGGCGAGCCUCCCGGUGACCUCCCUCGCUUGCCGGAAGCAUGUCCAAGUCAAGGCCAGCUGGAAGGAGGCCGUGCCCAUCCCAGUCAGCCACGCCAGCCACCAGCAGGCGCUAGCAGUGCUGGGCAGCCACUCUCUGGGCCAACUCCGGCAGAGAGACAUGGUCCUGAACAUGAGGAUUCGAUUGCGACUGCUUCCGACAAUCUGCAAGGUGGGGCCAUCGCGGUGGGAACGGAACCCUGCGGUUGUUCUGGAAAAUCUGCGGUGUCUACAGGGCCACAGCCGCUGCCUGUGCCAGCUUCAGGUCCACCUCAGUCAUCUCAGGCCACAAAAGUGGUCGGACAUGAUGCGUCAGCUGGGCCAGCGAAAGCUCUGCCGCCAGCAGCUGCUGCGAUGGUAGGUCGGCCACAAAUGUCAGAGUCGGGGAAGGAUGUCGCUGUUGCUGAAGGUGAGCAAAGUUCCAGAAAAGAUGGAGUUGCUCCUGUCAGGCAGAAAGAGCAAGGUCUUGGCCUGCCUUGUGGAGAGGAGAGGAUGGGCAGGUCAAAUGAGACUCGCGAUUCUUCUGCUACGCGCAGCAGGCCUCCUCAACCAUGGGAGCAGCAUCCUUUGCUCCCUCCGCCUCGUGCGAACUCCAGACAAGAGCUUGGAGGGGGCCCAUCCCUGGGGAACGACAUGCAGGUAGACUUGCAGAAAAGCGACGUGGCUGCCGGACCAGGCCAGAUGAGCUCAGGGGCGAUGGCACCCGAAGUACCGCGAUCUUCUCUGGAAGGAGCUGAAGACAGGCGUGCAUGGGUCGUGCAGGGAACCAUCCACUCGGUUCCGCCAGCUCCGCCGGCCCCACCAGCCCGUGAGGCCUCUCCCUACAGGUCCGCCUCCCCGGGCAUGCGCCCGAGCGAGGCCAGGCCUUUCUACGAGCUGAUGCGCGAGAUGAGGGAGAUGUGGAGCGCACCGAGCGCACCGAGUGCACCUCAACCGCUGCAACCUCCGCAAGCCGCGCAAGCUGCGCAAGCUGCGCAACCUCCGCAAGCUCCGUUGCAGGCGUCGCAGUUGCCAUCACAAGGGCCAGGUGCCCCCAGUGCGGGAGCCCUGCCAGCACCAGGUGCUCUGCAAAGUGCUUUGCCAGCGCCUGAAACGCAGCGAAAGCCAUCCAAAUCUGUGGAGGUGCAAGCUGAGCUGGCCAGCCGUGACUUCUCCAGAGAGCAACUCCAGCUUCAGGACUUCCGGUCAAAACUCCAGGGUGCACGCCAGCUGCUGCCAGAACUUCGUGGCUGCCGCAGGGAUUUGGACUCGGCUGUCCAGGCCAUUGAAGCGCGCUCUGGUGAGCUGCGACAGCGUUGUGCAGAGGCCGAGCGCGAGGCUCUCGAAGACUUUGAGGUGCUGCGGAAUCACUUGAACUCCGUUGAAAGCCUCAAGCAGGCAGUGCUGACCCGUGAGAGGGACGUUCGCUUGCGGCUCGCUGGUCAAAUCGAGGACUUUUGCCAGCGUCUUCUUCAGGCCGAUGGAAGCAGUCACUCCAGCACGGCCGCUGCUUUCCGUGCUGAGUUUCCAGACCUGCACGCAGCAGCAGAUGCACUGUGUUCUCGUGCCUGUUCCUUACCGCAGGUGGAGGUGCCUAUCGACGAUGUGCCGUUCGAAGCCCGCAUGCGGGCUGACAAGCUGCGGAGGCAUGUUGUGGCCGAGCGGCUUCUGCGGGCCAAAGACAUGUGCCUAUGGCGAAUGGAGCAGCAAAGAAGGCAGCUGAUUGCCGAGACCUCUGAAGGAGCAGAAUGGAUCCGGCACCUUGGAUCCAUGCUGGACCGCUACGCGGAGGAGCUUGGUCACGUGUGCUACUUUUGUUCAGAGCGGUUUUCUGCAGCAUCAGCGAACACACGAUGUGCAUGGAACCAGGCCGCCUCACCCUCCGGUCGGGCACUGUCUCCGGACCGGCGGGUGCCACAGCAGCUGUGGGGUGGAGGUGUUCACUUCUGGGUGCCUUUGCCAUCGCCUGUCAGCGCCGCAGCAGCAGCUGCAGUUGCCGCGGCAGGUAGCGCCCAAGACUAUCGAGAUCUGCGUGACCCACGUGACCCGCGUGAGCCGUGGGCAAGCGCGCCCCUGUAUCCGCCGCCUCCUCCAUGGGCUGACUUGCCGGAGGCUUGGCCUCCGCCUCCUCCGCAGGUGAGUGCAGGAAGCACACGCGUGUCACGUGCGUCGUCCCCGACCGGCACAAGGUAUGCUGGCAAGUCUGUUUCGGGACCUGCGUCAUCGAGGCGUGACCUUGCGGCUUUCGGCCAAGGACCGGGAGAUGCCCCGGUACCGCUGAGCCGCGGCCCUGCAGCCUUCGUCGAGCGGCGCUGCGGUGGUGGUGGUCCGCUGCCGGCAGCCGAGGUUCAGUUCGAGAUGCGAAAGGCUUUCUGCGCUUCGGCAGGCGUCCAUGAUUCCAGCGGUGAUGCGAAACGAUCCAUGCUUGGCGGAGGAGAUGUGAUGUGCAAAGGGGCGGAUCGAACUGAUGGCAUGAGGCAGCCGGUGAUUGAAAGUGCGCCUAAUGUGAUGGUGCACGGGAUGCUGCAGGAGCUCUGCGCUGUUGUACGGCCCUGCCGUUCCAAACACGUGGGCUUCGAAAUUUUGUCAACGAAUAAAGCAUAUUUCGGUGUGGAAUCUGCUAUUUGGAUCUAUUUGGUGCAUAACGUUGACCUUUCCAUCGCGUGUGGAACAGUUUGUAAGACAUUCUUCGCCAGCAUUGCGCACUUCGCUGACUGCUUGCGUGCCUCAGACUCCAAGGUUGCAGAGGGCGACCUAGUCGAGGCGGAGAGGCUCCUGGCGGCCUCAGCCGAUGUAACCCCUGCACUUCACCUGGCCCUUCAGAUUGGUGCGGCUCCAGAGACCGUGGAGCUGUUGGCGGCUUGCUGCUCGCGGCUCAACGUGUGGCUGCCGGAGCCAGCUGUGGUGACCUGGGCGCGGGCCACAUGCCGCGCAGCAUUGAGUGGUCGGCGAUCGUCCCUUCGUGGCGCCACAGCCAAGCUGGACGCGCUUCUCCUUGCAGGUGCAGACAUCAAUUCCAUCGGCAGGGGCUGCGAGACGGCUCUUCACAUCCUUGCACGAACCUUUCAAGCAAGAUUAGAGUCGCACCGCUACGCGAUGCGCAGCCAGAACCUUGCACGUGACGUUCAGGACGUGGUGGUCAAAGUCCAUGUUCAUGACAUGCAAGCCCAGGCCCAGGCGCUGAUGCGAGCAUGGCUGAUGGAGAGAGUUCGUCAGCUCUUGAAAGGCAGGCUUGACACCUUGGUUCACUUGACGAUCUUCCGUUCUGAGUACAGUACUGUCUGUGUGACUAUGUCUGAUGAGCUGAGGCUAAUGAGGCUAAUGUUGCCAAUUGUUGCCACCCCUUCCGUCUUCAUUUGCUUCCACUCAUGUCUCAUCUGCGACGAGGCUGUCUGCCACGCAGUGUACGGAUCUUCUGGUCUCGAAGAGGAGGACCUAUGCCAUGCGCCGCUAUCAGAAUGCCAGGCGCCUUUGCUGACGACCGCCGCCUCCGCAGCCUCCGCAGCGGCGUCCAUGGCGUCUGUGGCGUGCAGGCGCGGUGUUCAGGUGCGACGUCGGGCCUGGCGGAGCUGGGCCGAGCAGCUUGGCAUUGAGGCGCCCAAGGUGGAGCUCGCUUCUUUGAAAGACACCUUUGGCAAUGACUUGCGGGGGAUGAUCGCCACAUCUAGUAUCGACAUGGACGAGGCCAUCAUCACUGUUCCGUCCAAGCGGGCACUCCAGGUCACCACUGGUGGGUCUUGUCCUGCUGGUGAGAAUUUUGCAGCAACGGAGGACUGGCAAAAUCUGCCUUGGUGGGCUCAACUUGGCAUGUUGGUCUUGCGAGAGGCAAAAUCAGGAGACUCUUUUCUGAAAGAAUGGACUGCCAGCUUGCCCCGAGACUUCCCAGAUCUUCCCAUGAACUGGACAGAGGAGGAGCUGGAGCUCCUGGAGUAUCAACCAAUCCUUCGACAGAUCCAGAAGCAGCGCCACGAGCUCCAGGUUGCCUUUGCACAGGCGCAAAAGUGCUCGCUGGACUUCACGGAGGCCGAGUUUACGUGGGCAGUCCAAGUGGUCCGCAGCCGCGCCUUCAGUGGGCCCUACGAGGGGCGCAAUGCCCAGGAUCGGCUGGUCCAGCUGGCAUUUGCUGCAACCCUGUGGUUGCCCCGGGCACAACGUUCUUUGUUGUGGCAGAUCUUUCCCAUUGUUCUCCUGCAUCUUGUACAUCCUUCAGACAGUGUGUUCGCUGUCUGUACGCCAUCUUUUUGUACCGCUUUGAGCGGUGCUCUCCGCGUGCUCUUCGCAGAGCUUCGUACGUUCUCUGUUUUUUCUUCGCUUGAUCGUUCUCUUUCUGUUCUCAGGGCCGGUGUGGGCGCUGCCUCUGGGGCACUGUCGCUGGAGGCGAGCCUCAACGGUGCCCUGGCCGUUGCGCUGGCGAUUCCUUUGCAGGAUUUUCUCGUCGGACAGACCUCCCAAUUGAAGCGACAUGUGGUCUGUCCAGUGGUGGAUUACCUCAACCAUGACAGCAAUGCCAUUUCAGACAUUGCGUAUGAAUACUUCGGGAACGUGUUUGCCGUGCGGGUGAACGGUACCUUUCAGGACGGGGAGGAGGUCUGUAUCAACUAUGGGGAGAAGCGGAGCAACGACACCUUGCUUCAGUUCUAUGGGUUUGUUGAAAGGGACAAUGCCAACGACACCUACACGUUGGACCUUCUACAGUACCUCGAUGAGGAGGCAGCAGCGAGCGGGCAGACGCUGGAGGUCCGCCUGUCACGCACUGGCCCUGACGAUGAGUCCUUCGAGAGGCUGCUCUUACUGCUGGCUGGCGGAUGUGAAGCCGACAGUGCCGGCAGAAUUGGUGCAAGUGAAGAAGCCAUGGCUUGGAAGGCUGUGGCCAUCGCCUGCGAGGCGGAGCUCCAGCGCCGCAGCGCUGGAGCUGCUCGAGAACUCGACAUGGAAGGCACUGGAGCUCGGGCGUUGGCAGCGCGGUUCGCUGCAGAGAAAGAAAAAGUCUUGCUCGCCUGCCGUGCACACGCAGAAUCAAGGUGUCGACCUGCUUCGUCAGCACCGUUGUCCGUUUUGAGCCGGGCGACAGUGCUUCCCAGCUAUCAGGAUGCAGCGGCUUGGCAGCACGAAUGGGCCUCCGGGGUCUUCGGUGAAUCCGAUCUGGCAUCCCUGCUUCGCGAAGGUUUUGUGAUUCUUCCCGGCGCCUUUGACGAAAGUCUUGCCUUGAAUGCGAAGGAGGAGUGCCAAAAGUUGGAUGCUUCGGCCACCACUGUGACGACCAACCGCUGCAAUCGCGGGUCCAGAUCUGCAUGGCUGGACUUUGGGGAAGCCGAGGGCUUGGCGGAGCUGGAAGCGCGGCUCCCGGCACUGAGCCGGCUUGGGCGCAUGCUGGCAGGACUUCCUGCUCGCGUGCACGGACUUGGAGGCUUCGGUGAGGCCCUCAAAGUUCAUCCCGCGGCGAUGAUCGCCGUCUACCCGGAACAAGCGGCUCAAUACGCGUUGCACAAGGAUUCAUAUGCACCAUCCGACAACGACCCGGCGACUGGGGCCACAAGACGGCUCACCAUCCUGGCCUACUUGAAUGAUUGGCAAGAGGGGCACGGCGGCGAGCUGCGCCUCCACGCUGGUGACACGCGGCCAGACCCAAGGCGCUUCCAGAGCGUGGAACCCAAGGCCGGCACCGUGGUGGUGUUUGACAGCCGAAGGGUCUGGCAUGCGGUGGCCCCUUCUCUGUCUGGCAACCGCUGGGCUAUGACGCUUUGGGUGCAUUGA